This is a messenger RNA of Gambusia affinis (western mosquitofish), 2316 nucleotides long. RefSeq names its product V-set and immunoglobulin domain-containing protein 10-like 2. Gene Ontology annotation, biological process: cell-cell adhesion. Gene Ontology annotation, cellular component: cell-cell junction. Gene Ontology annotation, molecular function: cell adhesion molecule binding. NCBI's taxonomy places the organism in Eukaryota, Metazoa, Chordata, Actinopteri, Cyprinodontiformes, Poeciliidae. The record is from RefSeq and is a predicted model, not a curated record. The transcript has 10 exons. The coding region runs from base 24 to 2096 and encodes 690 amino acids.
UGUCUCCGGUGGAAGGCUCCACAAUGUGGAUGCGAUGCAACCUGGAAAACGGGACCGAGCCAAUCCAGUACGUAUGGCAGCACGAAACCCGCAGUGGCAACAUCACGGUGGUGGCGCAGGGAAGCAGCAACCUCAUCAACAUGACGGACAUCAACAGAAACCACACUGGCUGGUACCGCUGUGUGGCCACCAAUGCCGUCAACAGUGAGAGCUCUAACCGCUUAUGGCUGGACACCAUCUAUGGUCCAGACAUCCCCCGGAUAGACGUGACUCCGUACAGUAUAACAGAGCGGGGUUACUCAGCGUUGGAGAGAGAGACUGUUUCACUGAUGUGUCAAGCACCGUCCAAUCCAGCCAGUCAGUACGUCUGGUUCUACAACAACUCCCAGGUCUACAGUGGGCCGCAGUACACCAUCACCAAGAUCCUUCGCAUGCACACAGGAGACUACGCCUGUUUGGCCCAGAACACAUACCUGAACACCCGCUCCAAAAAAACCAUCAGCCUGACUGUCUACUACCCUCCUGAUGGUUCCCCCUCCUGCUCUGUGGAGGCGGCUCUGAAUCACACUGCUCUGAAGCUGCUCUGCGUCUGGGCCGGGGGAUUCCCCUCCCCGUCCUUGGACUGGGCCGGAGAUCUGGUGCAGGCAGGAAAAACCCAGGUGAACGCAGAACAACAAACUAAUCUACAAAGUGGCACCGCCGUCAUUCUGCCCUCUGAGAGCAUGACCCCUAACAGCUUGUUUAGAUGUGUGGGUUCCCAUCCUGCUCUGAAACAAACUACAGAGUGCAGCACGCGUACAUACAUUCCUCCUGCAGAACCGGUGUGUUUUGCCUACGUCACAAACGCUCAGCAAUACCUGAUGCUGUCCUGCUCCUGGGAUGGAGGGGCCCCAAAGGCCCUAGUGUGGUGGGAAGGACCAGGGGGCCAAAGCAAAGGAGGACAAGAAAACUCCAACAUCCUGGUCCUCCGUUAUGGGAUGGCCCGAAGUGGGAUACCGUACACCUGCUACGCUAAACACCCACUUCUGGUGGAAGCAAAGAGUUGUAGGCUCACACUGGAGGCCCCGGUGUUGUUGACGCAGCGCAGAGUCAUCUCUGUGUACGAGGGAAGUGACGUUCAGCUCACCUGCAAUCUGAGAGCCAAUUACCUUCCAGCCAAUGAAAUCACCUGGUUCAACAAUCAGGGCGUGGAUGUCCGAGACACGUCGAAGUACAUGCUGCUGCGAACGUCUGCCUGGGCCAACCUGACUGUGAGAGAAACCGACGAGAUGCAGGACAGCGGAGAGUACAGAUGCUCCACUUCAAACGCAGUGGGAGGCGCUGAGAUCAACGUCACUCUGGUGGUCAAGAGAUACCCCAUGCCACCCAAUGCAACCCUGAUCAGAGCGACGUACAACAGCCGACAGCGUAAUGAGGUGGAGCUGGAGUGGCAGGUCGACGGUACGGAGGAGACUGGAGGAUGGACUGGUUUCCACCUGGAGCACCAGUGGGUGUCUGAGCGACCAAACAAGAGAGGGAGCAGCAAUAUUUCACAGCUGCAGAUGGAGGAGAGGAUUUCCUCCCAAGACUGGUACCGUACCGUCAUCCAGGAUCCAGGCAGCAGGAGUCACACAGUUCGAGGCCUGACUCCGACCGUUACCUACCAGUUCCGCAUAACACCCGUCAACCACCGCACCAUCGGACACCCGUCUCCAACAAAAACUCCAGCGGAACCACGCAACAGCAUGUACCCUGCUGUGAUCGGAGCAGCGAUAGGCGGGAUGCUCUUCGCAGCCAUUCUCACAGUCCUGCUGCUCAUGUACAUAAUCCGCAACCGCAACAACAAUCCCAGACUGCAUGACAUGCUGUUUGGCAUGCAGCACAGCCAGUCAAGAGAGAACAUUAAUUUUCCAGAGGAUGAAAUGGUCAGAGGGUCAGAUGGAGGGAUAGAGGACAUCGGGGGAUUAUCAACUGCAGGCCCAGCCGUUUCUAUACCCAGGGCAUCCUCGCCCCUCACCGCCUCACCCAGGAGUCCCACCCCCACCAGUCAAGCCCCUCCCUCUGGAGACGACGAGCCAGUGAGCGUCACGAUCACAGUCAAGGCUGCAGAAUCCUAGAAUAAAUAAACCAAUGGUAGUUUACACUGGAGCUCUUGCUGUAGAUAGCGUCAUGCACAUCGAUUUGUCCGAUUUAUCUUACAAAACAUUUUGAUGUUGGUUUUAAAAGGUCAGGCGCUGCAAAAAUGAGCUAGACGGUCAAUUUGCUAUGUAUAAUAUGUACAUGUUAAGUGUUUUUUUUUUUUUUAGCUUUUCGCCUUACCAGGCGUCCGUCUUCAUU